CACACCUGAAAGCUCAGCAGAGCAACAAAGCUUAGAACAAACCGGCAACAUGGCAUCUCGAGUAGCAGCCCUUCUCCUGCUAGCAGUCAUCUGCAUUGGCUUUGCAGAGUCCGAGAUCCUUGUGGACUGCUGUAUGUCUGUCACCGACAAGCCGGUCCGCCGCAGUCAUAUCACUUCAUUCCACAUCCAAGAAGGCAUGGGUUGCUCCAUCAACGCCACUGUGCUGGUUACUAAAAUUGGAAGAAGCCUGUGUGUCCCCCACCCCAACAAGAGCGAAUGGGUGAAGAAGCUCAUCAGGAACAGAAAGCAGGCAGUGACCCGGAAAACAGAAGUGGAGUCGACUCUGGCGAGGAUGAAGUUCAGCGGAUCAUAUAAUCAGUCUCAAAAUGCCAAAAACAGAAGUUGCCACUGAAUAAUUUCAACAUUUUAGUCAAUAACAAUAACCACAUUGAACGAACUUCAGAAAGUCCAGUCCUGUGCUGCAGAAUGUCUUUGGCGCUGGAGAGCCUCAUUUCAACCCAUCAGUUUCUGUAGCACUGAGUUCAGGAAUGUGGGAGUGCUUUUGUUUUUGUUAAUUUGUUUUUACUGUAUGCAGGUUUGUUUGGUGUGCAGAGCAAGGCACUGGGGUGCUGAUGGGGUUUGAAUCUGCAGGGCAUCGCUUGUGCUAAAACAAGCUCAUUCAUGGUACUGUAAGGCACUUUGAAUCAAAGCGCCCAUCAAAUGAUGAUUGUUGAGAUAUGACUUUUGCUUUUCAUGUAUACGUUCCUCUUUUUUCAAUGUGUUUGUGGUGCUGUAUUCUACAA
Molecule: messenger RNA, 803 nt
Organism: Lampris incognitus (smalleye Pacific opah)
Lineage: Eukaryota; Metazoa; Chordata; Actinopteri; Lampriformes; Lampridae
Gene: ccl19b
Product: chemokine (C-C motif) ligand 19b
Exons: 4
Coding region: 50-412 (120 amino acids)
Biological process (GO): positive regulation of GTPase activity; cellular response to type II interferon; G protein-coupled receptor signaling pathway
Cellular component (GO): extracellular region
Molecular function (GO): chemokine activity; CCR chemokine receptor binding
Source: RefSeq, a predicted model, not a curated record